CGCUCGGGGCCGCCCUGCCCGGCCGAGCCGCGGCCUCCGUGCCCCGCGGAGCUGCCGGCGCGCCCAUGGCUCCCCCCGCGCUGCCGCUGCUGCUGCUGCUGCACCUCGCCGCCUGCUCCAAGCUCAACACCCCUAAGGUGCUGCUCCCCUUCACGCGCGGCACCCGCGUCAACUUCACGCUGCAGGCCAGCGAGGGUUGCUACCGAUGGUCCUCCAGCCGGCCGGAGGUGGCGAGUGUGGAGCCCCUGGGCCAGGACGAGUGUUCGCAGCGGGCGCUGGUGCAGGCACGGUCCUCGCAGCCCACCCGGCUCACCAGCAUCAUCUUCGCCGAGGAUACAGGGACUGGGCAAGUGCUUCGCUGUGAUGCCAUAGUUGAUCUAAUUCAUGGCAUCCAAAUUGUGUCCACAACGAGAGAGCUCUACCUUGAGGAUUCCCCCCUGCAGCUCAAAAUUCUGGCUUUGGAUUCGGAAGGGAACACGUUCAGCACGUUGGCAGGGCUGGUGUUUGACUGGACCAUAGUGAAGGACCCCGAGGCUGGAGGGUUCUCCGACUCCCACAGUGCCUUACGUAUCCUCAAGUUCCUGGAAUCCACUUACAUCCCACCUUCCUAUAUAUUAGAGAUGGAAAAAGUUGCCAAGCAAGGAGAUACCAUUCUGGUGUCUGGAAUGAAAACAGGGAGUUCUAAAUUAAAAGCAAGACUACAGGAAAGUGUCUAUAAGGAUGUACAUCCUGCAGAAGUCAGAUUGCUUAUUUUGGAAAACAUCCUUUUAAAUCCAGUAUAUGACAUUUAUCUGCUGGUAGGAACAUCAAUUCAGUACAGAGUUCAGAAAAUGAGGCAAGGGAAGAUCACAGAAAUAGCGAUGCCAUCAGAGCAGUAUGAGCUGCAGCUCCAGAACCACGUCCUGGAUCCCGAGGGAGAUCCAUCCCGGCCCGUUGCCAGCUUGGACCAGGCAACAUCCACUGUCACUGCAUUGCAGCAGGGCCACACCAACCUGCUCCUGGUGCACAAGAGUAUCCACAUGCAGGGGGUGUCCAGGCUGCCCAACAGCACUAUCUAUGUGGUAAAUCCUGGAUAUUUAGGAUUUACAGUUCAGCCAGGUGACAGAUGGGUCCUGGAAACGGGCAGGCUGUAUGAGAUUACAAUCGAUGUGUAUGAUAAAUCAAGCAACAAGGUGUAUUUGUCUGAUAACAUCAGAAUUGAUGCUGAGCUGUCCAAGGAGUACUUUGAGGUGCUGCAGUCAUCUCUGAAUGGAUCAUAUCAUCAUGUGAGGGCAGUGAAGGAGGGGCAGACCAGCAUUGAUGCUGCCCUGACUGCAGUGGUCGAUCAGGAUGGAGGGGUUCACACGUUACCAGUUCCGGUGCGGAACCAGCAGGAUGUGGAAAUCUAUGUUCCCAUAGUUCUGUCACCCAGUAUCCUGACAUUUCCUUGGCAGCCAAAAGCAGGAGUCUACCAGUACACCAUCCAGGCUCGAGGUGGAAGUGGAAAUUUCAGCUGGUCCUGUUCUAACCAGGCUGUUGCAACAGUGACAGUCAAAGGAGUAAUGACGACUGGCAGUGAUACUGGGAUCAGUGUUAUUCAGGCAGUUGAUGUGCAGAAUCCCUUGCAUUAUGGAGAAAUGAAGGUGUAUGUCACUGAACCCAGUGGGAUGGAAUUCACUCCCUGCCAGGUGGAAACACGUGUUGGGCAAACCCUGGAGCUGCCCCUGCGGCUCAACGGCCUCACGACGGAGACGGGCACGUUGAUCCCCCUGCGGGACUGCUCCCACCUGGCUCUGCAGGUGGAGGUGGAGAACCAGGGCGUGUUCAGCCCACUCCAAGGAAGACUUAAGCCAACUGCUGAUUUUUGCAGUGGAGUCAAAGUGAGAGCUGAAGCUCAGGGGUACACAACCCUGGUGGUGAGCUACACCCACGGGCACGUCCACCUCAGCGCCAGCAUCGCCAUCGCCGCCUUCCUGCCGCUGAGGGCUGUGGAUCCACCAUCUGUUGCUUUAGUGACUUUGGGUUCCUCCAAAGACAUGUUGUUUGAAGGAGGACCUAGACCAUGGGUCCAAGAACCUUCCAAGUUCUUCAGGAACAUCACUGCUGAGGAUGCAGAAAGUGUUUUCCUGUCUUUACUUGGCCCUUCUACUUCUCAAAACCACAACCAGCACUGGGUUAGAGUGUCGUGCAACAGCCUGGGAGAGCAGGUUAUUGCCCUGACAGUUGGGAACAGCCCCUCAGUGACCAACCCCUUCCCUGUGGUGGAAGCUGCUGUGGUGAAGUUCAUCUGUGCUGUCCCUUCCCGGCUGACCCUGAUCCCUGUUUAUGGCAGUCCCCAGCUCGACCUCUCCUGCCCUUUGCUACAGCAAAACAAGCAAGUGGUUCCUGUCUCAAAUUAUCGCAAUCCAGUCUUGGAUUUGGCUGCCUAUGACCAGCAAGGCAAUAAAUUUGAUAACUUCAGCUCUCUGCAUGUUGUCUGGGAGUCAACAAAAACAGCCUUUGCUCAUAUUGAGCCUGAUAUGCCAAUGGAGCUGAUUCUGAAGGAGGAUGGGAGUGGUCAGAAGAAAAUGCACGGCUUGCAAACUGUUGUAGUUCAUCGUGAGUUUGGGACAGCUGCCAUCUCUGCAACUGCCACUGGGUACCAGCAAUCCCACCUCAAGGCAGCCAGAGUGAAAACACAGUAUGAAGCUCUGCUCCCAGUGUCUGCCACCAUUGAGCUGAUCCUUGUGGAGGAUGUCAGAGUGAGCCCUACUGAUGUCUCCAUUUACAGCCACCCUGACAUACAGGCAGAACUUUUCAUCAGAGAAGGUUCUGGAUAUUUUUUCAUUAACACCAGUGUGCCAAACAUUGUGAGAGUGACCCAUGAGGAGACUCGAGGUGUUGCUUUGGUGCAGCCUCUGCUUCCAGGAUCAGUGACUGUAAUGAUUCAUGACUUGUGCCUGGCUUUCCCUGCCCCAGCUAAAGCUGAAAUCCAUGUGUCUGAUAUCCAAGAGCUGUAUGUCCGAGUUGUUGACAAGGUGGAGAUUGGAAAGACAGUGAAGGCUUAUGUCAGAGUUUUGGAUGGCUCUAAGAAACCUUUUCUGGCAAAAUACUUCACUGUCAUGGACCUCAGUCUAAGAGCAGCAUCUCAGAUUGUCUCACUUGUCCCCCUCAGGGAAGCUCUGGAUGACCACACUGCUGCUUUCCUCGUGCAUGGCAUGGCCAUUGGGCAGACGAGUCUUAUGGCAACUGUGGCUGACAAAAAAGGACAAAGAAUCAACUCUGCUCCACAGCAGAUUGAAGUCUUUCCCCCAUUUAGGCUGCUGCCAAGGAAAGUGACCCUAAUUAUUGGGGCCACGAUUCAGAUCACUUCUGAAGGAGGCCCCCAGCCGCUGUCCAACAUCAUCUUCUCCAUGGACGAGGAGCGCGUGGCGCGGGUGAACAGCACGGGGCUGGUGCAGGGCGUGGCCGUGGGCAGUGCCACGGUCACAGCAGUGGUGCAGGCUGUGGAUGCAGAGACAGGGAGACUCGUGGUGGUGUCUCAGGACAAGGUGGAAGUGGAAGUGGUACAGCUGACAGCUGUCAGAAUUCGGGCACCCAUUACCCGGAUGAAAACUGGUACUCAGAUGCCAGUUUAUGUCAUGGGCAUCACCAGCAGUCAGACCCCUUUCUCUUUUGGCAAUGCUGUGCCAGGGUUAACGUUCCACUGGUCCGUCACAAAGAGGGACACUCUGGAUGUCAAGACAAGGCACAGUGAGGCUUCUUUUCAGCUUCCUGCAAAAUACAACUUUGCAGUGGAUGUUUAUGGCAGAGUAAAGGGAAGAACAGGCCUCAAAGUAGUUGUGAAGGUCCUGGAUCCUGCAGCCAACCAGUUCUACAACAUGGCACGAGAGCUGUCCGAUGAGAUCCAAAUUCAGGUGUUUGAAAAACUUCACCUAGUCACUCCAGGAGUGGAAGCAGAGCAGAUCUUAAUGUCACCAAAUUCCUUUAUUAAACUUCGGACAAACAGGGACCGAGUGGCUUCCCUGAGAUACCGUGUUCUGGAGGGACCAGAUAAAGUUCCUGUGGUGAGAGUUGAUGAGAGAGGUUUCCUUAGGUCUGGGUCUUUGACUGGAACAUCAACACUGGAAGUGAUUUCCCAAGAAUCCUUUGGGACCAACCAGACUGUCGUGGCUGCUGUUAAGGUGUGCCCCAUCUCAUACCUGAGGAUCUCCAUGAGUCCCAUCCUGCUCACACAGAACAAGGAGGCCCUGCUGGCUCUGCCCCUGGGUGUGACACUGACAUUCACUGUCCAUUUUCAUGAUAACUCUGGAGAUACUUUCCAUUCACAUAAUUCUGUGCUCAACUUGGCAACUAACAGAGAUGACUUUGUGCAGAUUGGGAAAGGAGCCACCAACAACACGUUUGUGGUGCGGACUGUGAACGUGGGGCUGACCUUGCUGCGGGUGUGGGAUGCAGAGCACAGUGGCAUUGCAGACUAUGUGCCCCUGCCUGUCCAACAUGCCAUCUUCCCUGAGCUCCCAGACGUGGUGCUGGGGGAUGUCCUCUGCCUCAGCUCCUCACUCACUACCCAGGAAGGCCUUCCUGGUGUGUGGAGCUCCUCCUCCAGUGCUGUUCUUCUCAUUGACUCCAAAACUGGUGUGGCCCUGGCCAGGGACUCUGGGCUGGCCACUGUCUACUAUGAGAUCCCUGGGGUACUGAAAACAUACAGAGAGGUCCUGAUCACUGCUCCCCAGAGGACCACAGCAAUGCAUGUCAGUGGGCUGCACACAAGCUCACAGGGAGCUGCAGCCUCCAGAGUCAUAGUUUCAAUUGGGGAAAGAAAUAAAAAUUUGAAAGGGGAGUGCUUGCCCACUCAGGUUGAAGCCAUUGCUGAGUUACAACCACAGUCCAUUCUGAGUUGCCACCUGGAUUUUAGCAGUGACAUGUUUGACUUCUCAGCACGGGAUGUUUUUACAGCAGAACCUGGCUUUGAUGCACUUUCAGGACACUACACGUGCUCCAUCUCCAUGCACAGCCCGUCUGAGAAGCAGCUGAAGCAGCUGAGCAGGAGCAGAGCCACGCUGCGGGUCACGGCCGCGCUGCGGGGCAGCCCCUCCCCGGGGCAGCAGGGCAGCACAGAGGUGCCCUUCAGCCACUGGUUCUAUGCUGACCAGACAGAAAUGCUCCUGAGCAACCAGUACGUGAGCUCAGACCUCAGGAUAUUUGGGGCCACUGACAUUCUGGACACCCUGGAGGUGAAAUGUGGAUCCCCAGCAGUGAAGGUGCUGGAGAAGGAGAAGUCCUACGAGCUGCCCAGUCACGUGGUGUACACUGUCAGCCUGGCUGAUCCCAGAGUUCCCAGCCAGGGCUCCUUGUCCACCACCCUGACUGUCUCCAGCCCCAUGACUGACCAGUCCAUCACCAUCCCAGUGACAGUGGUUUACCUGACUGACAGAACCACUGCGCCAGUGAGAUAUGAAGCCAGUCUCUUCCAGCACUUUGUUGAGUCUUACCAGGUGAUGAUCUUCACUCUUUUUGCACUAUUAGCAGGGACAGCUGUUAUGAUCAUAGCCUAUCAUGCCUUUUUCUCACCAAAUGGACAGCACACUCACCCUGUGUUCACCCCAAGGACAAGUCCUCAGCACACCCUUAACAGUCUCAGUGUGUCACCUGCUCUUUCCUUCAGUUCUCAGUGCUCCAGCAGGAGGACAAGCCCAUCACCCACGCUCUGGAGCACAGGUUAUGCCUCUCGGUAGAGCACCAGGACUCACCUCCAUGCACUGGGGCUGCAAAAUAGAUCAGUGCCUUGGCAAAUUUGAGAACUUCAGCAGUUGUGAUGUAAUUCAAGUCUUUUCUUGAAUGUAACUAGUCCUUAAGUUAUUUUUCUUUUUAUAUUUAGGGCUCUGAAUUUAUUUUUUUAUGUCAGUGCUUCAGUUCUCAAAAACUUGUUUUGUCUCUUGUUUGAUGCUCAGUGGCAGUGCUGCCUAGACAAAAAGCAGUAUUCAUAUUAAGCUGGCUUCCUUGCACUCUUCAGCAGCUAGAAGUUAUGUCUAAGUUAUACUAUUAGCAAUUUUUUAUUUACUUUUUUGUAAAUCAGAUUUAUUUUUAAUGAACUUUUUAAAAAAGGGAACUAGAAAAACAGAUGAAAUAUGAGCCAAAAAAUUGAAGGAUUGUAUAUGUCAAAGAAGUAGUUUUUAUUUUGAGUUCCAAAGACUCAGGAAUGUACUGCACUGAUAAGUGUUCUUAUGUUUAGCCUUACAAUGGGAUUCAUCAGCACAAUAUGCUGAUUCAGCAUGAGGAAUGCUGGAACAACUGUGAAUAAUUUGGUGGUUUUUUACAACAACAAUAAAAUAAAAAGAAACCCAAAAUGUAGUAUGGCUUCCUUUGGGUACAACUGCAGUAUUCAUUGGUACUGUAAGCACUUUUUUGGACUGGGACUAUGUUAUUUGAUUCUGUAUUUUUUAAUAAAGCUUUGUAAGAUUC
This is a messenger RNA of Pseudopipra pipra, 6423 nucleotides long. RefSeq names its product nucleoporin 210 (gene NUP210). The transcript has 40 exons. The record is from RefSeq and is a predicted model, not a curated record. Bases 66 to 5696 code for a protein of 1876 amino acids. NCBI's taxonomy places the organism in Eukaryota, Metazoa, Chordata, Aves, Passeriformes, Pipridae. Gene Ontology annotation, cellular component: nuclear pore.